This is a messenger RNA of Panicum virgatum (switchgrass), 4207 nucleotides long. Its product is annotated as exocyst complex component EXO70B1-like. The record is from RefSeq and is a predicted model, not a curated record. Gene Ontology annotation, molecular function: phosphatidylinositol-4,5-bisphosphate binding. Gene Ontology annotation, biological process: exocytosis. The coding region runs from base 245 to 1840 and encodes 531 amino acids. The transcript has 3 exons. Gene Ontology annotation, cellular component: exocyst. NCBI's taxonomy places the organism in Eukaryota, Viridiplantae, Streptophyta, Magnoliopsida, Poales, Poaceae.
CGACCUAUUGCACUUCGUACAUAAUAAAUGGUGGUCCGUUGUGACCUUAACUCAUUUUCAUGGGGAUCAACAAGAUUAAGAUAUACCUAGGUGUGUCAUCUGGCACUUGGAAGACAAAAAAAGUUCUGCACAUCAGUUUCAGAAUUCGUCUUCUCUGCGAGCUGAAGAUGAUUCCACCCUCUUCGAUGGCUUGUACUGAGGACUCAAGGAGUGGCUGCUUGUAGUUCUAGCAUUGGCGAAAGGCAUGGAGGAUACUCUGCAAACACUUGACGACUUGAUUUCCCAGUUCCUGAGCUUAGAUCGGCCCCUCUGGUCCAGUUCUGAUGAUGCUGAUGCCUUCUUAGAAGCUGUCGAUGAGCUAACUUCCACCAUCCGUGGCCUUGAGAACACCUCAGAGGACCAUGUGCUCCUUGAGAGCUUUGACCUCCUUCUGGAGCGUUGUUCCAUGAGGCUUAAAGAUGAGUUCCAGCGCCUGAUUGCUACAUCUGGCUUCGAUGACAACCAUGGUGGCCACAAUAUCAAGAAAAGCCGCGAUGAAGAUGACAGCCACACCUUCGUAGCACCUCCGAUUAGAGACUUCGAUAUCAUUGUUGAUGCCUUACCAGAUGGUGUAGCCACUCAGGCAAAUAGAAUUGCAAGAAGGAUGAUUGAUGCUGGUUUUGGUGAUAUUUGUGCGGAGACCUAUGCUUCUGCGCGCCGCAACUUCAUCGAUGAGAGCAUUGCUCGCCUUGGUGUUCAUGCUCACAUUGCAGAAAGGUUCAAGUCAGCAUCACGGGAGGAGCUUGAGACUCAGAUCAUGCGCUGGAUACCUGCAAUCCGUGUUGUGUUCCGCAUCUUAAUCCCCAGUGAGCGCCAUCUGUGCAAUUGCAUUUUUGAUGGAUUUGCAUCUUACAGUGACCUUGCCUUUGCCACUGCAUGCAUACCAUUUGUUCAACUCUUGUCAUUUGCCAAUUUUAUUGCUGCUGCUGGACAGAACCCGGAGAGCCUCUUUCGCAUCGUCGACAUGUAUGAUGCUUUAGCUGAUAUCCUUCCUGUCGCUGAUGAAGCCUUUCAUCAUGAGAUAACUGCUCUUCGUGAAUGCCUUGGAUUGUCAAUUAAGGGAAUAUUUGUGGCUCUAGAAAAACUGAUACGACAUGAUUCAAGUGAGUCUGCACCAGCAGAUGGUGGAGUACAUCCCAUAACAAGGUAUGUAAUGAACUACCUUAUGGCAGCAUGUGCAUCUCGCCAUAUUUUGGAAGAAGCGAUGCAAUUGGAGUUUGGUUGUACUGAAACAAGUCUGAUCAAUCCUGACCGGCCAACAUCAUCGCUGGCUGUCUGCUUUGCUUGGAUUGUGGAUGUGCUCAUAGAGAAUCUUGAGGCAAAAUCCAGGAUUUAUGGUCAUGUUCCUCUCGGCUGUGUCUUCCUGAUUAACAAUGGGACCUAUAUAAUCAAGAAAGUCAAUGGCUGUGAGCUUAAGGUCUUGCUCGGUGAGGAUUGGACGAGGGUAAUAUCUGCAAAGGUUCACCAAUGGGUGUCGGAAUACCGCCGGGCUACCUGGGGGAGGGCCAUCAUGAUACUUGAGAGGGAUAUAAGGUCUGGGAGCAGUUCCAGUAUUGUGGUAGAGAAGCUGAACCACUUCCAUAACUUUGUGAAAGCAAUUUGCCAGGUGCAGUCACGGUGGGUACUGGUGGAGAAGCAGCAAGCAAUGGAUUUGAGCACUAUGGUGGAGGAUCUGGUUAUUCCAGUCUACAGGGAUGCAAUUGAGAUAUUAAAGGCAACAGCUGUAGGGGCUUCAUAUGUGCGACCUGAGGAUGUGAAGUUGCAGAUUCAGCAGUUGUUCAAAGCCAUGGCCAAAUUUUGAGUGGUCCUUCUGGCUGCCGCAUGCUGAUUAGCAUUUCAUUUCUCAUGAGAGUAAUGUAAGUUGUGUUUUUAUGUCUCAGUCGCCUCUAUUAUUUCCAUAUUAGUAAGUUACACUGAUUUUUUGCUAUCCAGAAUCAUGUGAACUCCUGUAGCAACUGGGUAUGCUAUUCUAGAUUAGUCCUGUUGUCAGUUAAGUCCUAUAAGUCUGUUAACUGUAGAUCAGUUCAGUUUGCUGCUUAACUUGAACUAUAUGCGGUCAACGUCUACAGUGAUUAAUAUGAGCAUGUUUUACCCAGUAUGUUAUUCUUCACUACUUGUAUUAUAACCUUUUCAUGCUGAACUGACAGAGCGUUACUAAUUGGAGUCAAUGAAUAAUAUCUUGGUCGCGCCUUUCAAGCAACUCGUAGAUGAACAUACAAUUUUUUCUGUUUUGCCAUGUAAAAUUAUUACAAAGUUCCUGUCAUUCUGAAUAUACUAAUACUAUGACACAUCACAAUUAUAUCUUGCUUUAACUGUUCUUGUAAAUUGAGUGCCUGACUGCUUGCGGGCGACCAACUCAUUUAGCCAGUGUUCUGAAAUCCACUGUCACGUAAUCCAGUGAGCAAUCAGAUGUUAUAACGAUAGGUGGCAUUGAAGGAGCUCUUACAUAAGGACUUAAAGUAUGAAGCCAAAAUAAGAUGUGUGCAUUAAUACAAGGAGAAAACCUUAUAUGGAUAUGUGAUUAAUUAAAACUGUGGAAUAACAUUUUUCACUAUGUAGUCAUUUACUAACAUGUAUACCCUUUCUGUUGGGUGCACAGCAUCGUAAAAUACAUAGGACGACACAUUUUUGCAGAUAGGAGUGAAUGCAUUGCAAAGCAGGGCAACCUCUCUGAGCCCAGUCCCGCAACAUCCUCGUGUUGUUUCUGUAAAUCCUGUUAUAAUGGCAGACCUUUGUCAGAGUAAUAGAAAGGACUAAAAUACGAUACAUAUGAAUUUUGCAGUUGACUUCUCAAAGUGUUUGGGCUUAGUUCGAGAAAAAAAAAGUGUUUGGGCUUCUGCCAUCCUCGAAUUUUUAGCGGCCUGAGUUUAGCAUCAUGGUGUCCAAUACUUUCUAUAUUGUCUAGGAUUUAAGGCGUUCCCUCUGGUUUUUUUUUGUAGAAGUCUAAGUGAUUAAAUUGCAAGAUAGCUCUAGCCCCUAGUAGAUAAAUUAAUGGGUAUUGGCAUUAAUAGAAAACGUUACCAUAUUUCGCGGGCUCCUCAAGGAUCUCCAUGAGAGCCCUGUAUGCAUCUAGGUACACAAUUUUGCUUCCAUGGAGUGAGCCUUGCAAUGUUGGAAGUAAUUCUUGAAGUUUAGAGUUGUAGACCUGAGCAUCCCAGUUCUGCUCAUCCACGCAUGCCCUGUCAGGGUCUCUGCUCAAUGUGAUUUGGAUAGGUGUGCAACCAAACGGGGGAAGGCCUGCCAAGGAGAAUUGGCGGCCCCCAAGGUCAUAUAGUUCCUGCAUUCAAAUUUAGGGAAUUGAAAGUGGAUUUAUGCCUAGUUUCUGAACUGGAAUGGAAGAAUUCAUAAUAAAGAAGGCAACUCAAAAAGAGGAAAUAAAUGCCUAUUUUUACCUUGACACGAGCUUGUACCAUCUGGAGAACAGUAUCUUGGUAUUCACCAAUGUCCAUCUUCUUCUUCUUUGACGAACGGUAGUAAUGUGAGAAAUCAUUGGUCCCUGAGCUGACAAAAAUCAGGGAGCUGGCAAUGAUCCUGGAAGCGUUCUUAUCUCCAACAAUGUUCCUGAGCCGGAUGAGGUAGUCCCUGAAGAGGUUCACCUGCUUCGACAUUGGCAGGGUAUUGGCCAGCUGCGACGUCUUGUCAUCGAACCCUGAACCCGCAGACGCAAAGUUGACCCCUGUCAUGAUGUCGUUGUUCGACAGCUUGGAAUCCAGGUAUGGCGGAGAGAAUUCCUUGAGCUGCAGCCUCUGAUUGAGGAGGUCUGGAACGAGCCGGCCAUUGGAGAACCUCCCUGUCGGCUUCUUCCCUGGGAAGUCCCUCCCGUAAGGAACAUGGUUUGCCAAGGCCACCGUAGGGAGACGAUUGUUGUUGCCGGUAUCAAGAACGGAGUCGCCAAAGUAGAAGAUGGCCGGAAACUUGGGCUGGAUUCUCUUGGAGGAAGAAAUUGCAGGGGAAGAGAGGAGGAGCACCAGGAGAAGAGCAGGGUGUGCCAUCAGAACCAUCUUCUUAGCUGAAGCCUUUGUAGCCUACUACUGUUGGUGGAAAGCGUACAGAGCAUGUGCAGGUUAUUGUGCAGAGUGCAGCAUUUGGCGCAGAACAAACAUGCAUGCUGAACAUUGUAUGGUAGCACUUUGAUAUUAGAAUGACACCACCGUUCUGAAGUUUUAAA